Messenger RNA from Dicrocoelium dendriticum, 372 nucleotides. NCBI's taxonomy places the organism in Eukaryota, Metazoa, Platyhelminthes, Trematoda, Plagiorchiida, Dicrocoeliidae. The record is from the annotation of a GenBank genome assembly.
AUGGCGGCAGAAUACAUUUGCCAUCCAGCUUUGGCAACUGUUUUGUUAGGCUUCGAUUCUUUUCUGAACGUUUACCUACGGAUCCAAUACGCACUUUUCACUUACGGCUCUGUUUAUUCUUGUUAUUGUUUUUUAUCUUCGGGUUUCACCUUAUUCUCUCAUCUCACCGCCAUUCUCUGUAUCCACUUUCUUCCGUCACUUCCAUCUCUUGAUGACUUACCGCCGAACAGCAUUUGCAGGAUUGAGACAUGUUUGCACGCCCCGACAUCGUCCGCUACGCGGUUUAACGAAGCAUCUCUCACUUAUCUGAACCAAGGCCAAACCUACGAAUUGGUUAUGCAGUGGAAUGUUGUUCCCGUAGCACCCACCAAG